Messenger RNA from Yarrowia lipolytica CLIB122, 5577 nucleotides. Lineage: Eukaryota; Fungi; Ascomycota; Dipodascomycetes; Dipodascales. The record is from RefSeq and is a predicted model, not a curated record.
AUGGUGGAACUGACUAUCGCCGCUAUCAGGGAUCACUACCGGACCAAACGGGCGGCCAAACAGGACUCGUUACCGUAUCCUGUUCCAGCAGAAUCCACGCGCAUGCCUAGCCCGAAUGCAGCACCCAUGCCUCCCCCAAAAAUCGCGCCCCAGCCGGUUCCACAGACCCAGAUGCCGCCGUCACACAUGACCAACGACCUUGAGAUGACUUCCCCGCGCAAGGGCAGACCUGUCGUGGGCCAAGGUAUUUCUAUGCCGACCAUCGGAGAGCCGACGCACCAAACACCACAACAACCUCCUCAACCACAACCUAUGCGAAACCCUUCGCCACCAAAAAUGAGACCGGUCAAAUCCCUUAUUCCGCCGAGCCCGAAAUCGAAACAGCUACCGGAUCUCCCACCGCCCAAACCGAUAUCAAAGGAUCUCAGUCUUCCGAUGGACUCGCCCACAUUCAAAAACUUCUUCUCGUCAGAAGAAAUGUUCAACCAAGCCGUGGUCCCUAGGCCUCUGGUCCAUGAUCUGGUUCAUGUCAUUACAGGAGAAAUCAAAGCUAGAGGAAUCCUGACGCCGUAUCUACUGCUUCCCUUCAGACCCGAUUCAGAUCCAGACGCAGUACCUGCCCUGGUUAACCACAUCUUUCCCAAAAAUUUCCAGCCUCUGCAGGGAGAAGAGCUGUUGAGAACAGUCAGAAACGCGGAUAUCUAUACUCUCUGUGGAGUGCUCAAAUGGUGCUGGUGUCGAAUGCCUGGAGGAGUCGUAUCUUGGCCUGUAUACAACACAUUUGUGCAGGCAGAGAAAGAUGGUGAAAUGGACCAUGACGCAUUUCUCACUCUGAUUCCACGCUGUAUCUCGACUGAAGCCCAUGCUUCCAUUCUCUACGACUUUAUGGAUCUUCUGGCAGCUAUUGCCACUCAUGGAAAAAAGAACGGGAUGGGAGGUCGCAAGCUGGCCCGCUUGGCGGGAUCAUGGGCAUUCGAUGUGAACACCGGUGCGGAUGGUCCUGUGUCGUUCCAAGAUGGUCUUGAUGCAUGGAGUAGAGCAGCUGAAGCUACGAACCAUCUGUUCUUCUCGUUUUUGAGAACAAUGCUUCCAACCAAGGAGAGUCGGAUUGAAGCGAACCGGAUCCCUCGUUCUCUAGAGGCUUUGCUAGUCUCCUCAGUCUACCCUCCUCUUCCUCUACAUAAAUCUCGACUAGUUCCUGUUCCUCUGGUGACCUUGACAGUCGGUAAGCUGUCGUCUUCGCCGUUGGUACUUCUUAAGCGAGCUGCCAAGACUGUGAGAUUUGACAAUCCUGCUGUUUUCGCUACCGAGGAUGAUUUCAACACUCUUUUCUUCUUGUUCAAGGACCCCAAGAUUGUGGACCAGAAGUUGUCACCAGAGUCCAAACGAGUGUUACACGAUAUUGUGCAGGAGAACCCACUCAACAACGAAGUGUACUACGACACUCGAGCUGCUGAGUGGAAGGUGCGCAGUUCCAAGCUGCCAGCCGGCCAGCAUGGAGAUUACAGAGCCAAGACGUGGUCCAAGCAUUACAACUCGACAUUUACAGAUCCAGCAACCGGUGCACGAUCUUCCAACCCCCACAAUUACGUCUAUGACGCAGAUGAGGGCUACUCUUACAAGAUGAGAUCAAACCAAAAUGUUUCUACCUGGGAGGAGUUCAAGCAGUCUGGAUUUGAGGCUAACGACGUCAUUCGGCGGCCCUCCACAGCCCUUUCUGGCCGUUCCAUUCCCAUGAACAUCCCAUGGGCUAGCACGUUGCCUGGCCAGAAUGGAGAUACGGCGCCUGCUGUCAAGUCCGGUUAUGAGCAGAAGGUCACCGCUGCUGUUUCCCAGGUUGCUAUUGACGAUUUCUUCGUCUGGGUGUGGAUGUCUUCCCUGUCCAUUGAGCAGCCCGAGAUGAACAAGGCUCUCUUUGGACGGUCUCUGGUUGUUGAAGUCGAGAUUGCUCCUGGUCCUGGGGGGAGACGAUGGGUUGUGGUGGAGGAGAUCCUAUAUCCUCCUCCAAUCACACCUGUUCCUGAACCCAAGGCCCCAGAGCCCAAGCCAUGUCCUGUGCCCAAGCGAAUCGUUUCCACACCAGUUCCUCCUGUUGCCCCUUCCCCGCCCAAGAAGAAGCAUACACGCCGUAAGUCCGAAAAAGUAAUUACUUUUGAGUACGACGAUUUGGACCCUCUUGUGGCAGCUGUGGCUGAUCGAAUUGAGCGUCGUAACUCUCAGAGGCGAGUGAGUUUACCACCGCCACCUCCCCCUCCAAAAAUGGCUGACUCGUCUACUCAGACUUACUGCGAUCAGCAAACUCAGACUGAUCCUGUUGAGCUUCCGGAUGAGUACAUCAUUGAGACCACACCCGAGCCCCAAUCCAAGCCCCACGAGACCAGCAGGGAUCUUGGUGUUCAGACCAUGAGCACUCAGAGCACCAGGAACAGUACUACCAACAUGAUCACGAGGGAUACGGAUAUGGGCCCUGCUUUCAGUGUAGCUGCUUCUACUUUUGCGCCGCACGAGGAGAAACGUCCUGACUCAAAGUCGUCUUACCACACCCCUGAUCACGGAACUCCGAUGAUGGGUCAUCUUAGCUCUCCUUCCUCGGCUUCUCGUUCCGCUACACCUGAAGCGUGGGUCCCUGACUCCCCUCCUUCGUUGAGUCAGCUGCACAUCAAUCCUCUAGCAUCCGAGCAAAAGCAUCAGCCCCUACAGCCUGUCGUGUCCAUGAUCAUUGAUUCGUCUCCCGAGCGAACACCGGUCGAGAUUCCGCAGGGUCCCCGAACUCCCAAACUGGUGAAGAGAAAGCCCGUUGGAUCAGCUCCUGUUCUUCCAGCUGUCACAGAUGUGCCCGACGAGAAACCUCUUCCGACUAUUGUUUCUGACAUUACCCCUGGAGAGCGACCAGGUUCAAUCGGUUCAGGAUUCUCCAAUAGCAGUAUUGACCAGGAUCUCCACCGCUCACAUCAGCCUCUGGAAGAACCUCGAGGUCUUCGGACCUUCCCCUCGGAUAUCAACACUCCAGAGGACUCGGAAUGGGGUGAUCGUGGGGAGUCUAACGUCAUGCGAGGCCCCUACAACACUGCACCUUAUCAGAUGCCUGAUCGACCGGUAGGUGCACCUAUUCCUGGUUCAGGAGCCGCAACAACCCAUAAUGUCCCUGAAGCCCCUGCACCUCCACAUGAGGAUGUCGAUGAGACUGGGCCUGUGAGAGUCAGAGGCCCAAUAACUGUGGCUGCGACGGCCGCUGCGGCUACUGCUGCGGCUAGAGCUGCUGCUGGAGGGCCUCCCGGAGCCCCAGAGACUCCAAUCUCAAUGGCGCACUCGAACAUCCCUUCCGUGGCUCCUUCAGUAGCCACAGCUUCGGACACGGAGGCCUACAGAACGGCUUCCACGACAGAUGCCUCUCCCGUGUACGAGCGAGAUUCUCGAAUAAUCCCCUCUGACAUUUCCAAUAACGGUCUACAAAUAUCCGGUAUCAAGAACCAAAAGAUCCUGCCAAGAACCGUGUCCCCUGGGGUUUACUCUUCGGAUCAGAGCUGCUAUGAGUAUGGCUAUGAUUACACAGAUGACAGCGAGUACGAACAUCUUCCUGAAAGAGGUCCCCAAGGAGUAAGAGGUGGAAGAGUGGUGCGCGGAGGUCGUGGAGGUCGGGGUGGCCGGGGUGGCCGGGGUGGCCGGGGUGGAGGCAUUGGACAUCUUCCUGGUGGUCCUAUGGGACCUAUGGGACCUAUGGGCCAAAUGGGACCUAUGGGCCAAAUGGGACCUAUGGGACCUAUGGGACCUAUGGGAACUAUGCAACGAUCCUAUUCGCCGCAAGGCUUCCCUGGUCAGUACGGUUAUCCUUAUGGAUACUGGCCUGGAAUGAUGGGACCCCAAGGCAUGGGUAUGAUGGGACCUCAGAAUAUGGGUGCGGGCAUGGGUCCACAGGGUAUUGGAACGGGAAUGAUUGGCCCCCAAGGAAGCAUCGGUAUGAUGGGCCCUCAAUAUAUGGGUCCAAUGAACCCGAGCCCAGCUUCUUCCAAGUCUUCCCAGUCUCUUCCUUCGGUAGAUUCUGCGUUUAUGGACCGAGGACCUAUGGGCAUGUCCAGCAGUGGGGCAUUGAAAAACGUUAAUAAGAGACACACGCCCAAGCGGGAUCUUCAGUCGCCUGCUUCCUUUUCUUCCGGCUCAUCCUUUGGUCCCAUCGCCGGUCGUUCGGCUGGCCCUGGUGGUCCUCAAAAUAUGGCCCCUCAAGGAAUGGGCAAUAUGGGCAUGGGCAUGAACAACGUGGGUAUGGGAAUGGGCAUGGGAAACAUGGCGAUGGGUAUGGGAAACAUGGCGAUGAUGAGGCAAGGGAUUAGUCCUCAGCAAAUGGCCAUGAUGGUUCCAAGCAUGGGUGGUGGUCCAGGCGUAGGUCAAGGACCUAUGGGGCCUGGGACUGUCAUGUCUGAUUCGGAUUCGGAUGCCAGCUAUUACCCUGGGGGACCUCCUCGGUAUCUGCACAAACUUGGACGUGGUGUUGAAGCCCCUCCCGAUCGAAAAGGUAGCCAUUCCGAGAACAGACCUCCUUACGGCUACCCAAUAGCGCUCGAUAAGGGCAAGGGCAAGGAGGAGUCUCCCGAUGCGGAUAAUCCACGUAGUUUUGACUCACGCCCAGUAGGUCAUGAACACCAACAAGACGAAUCUGAGGUGGCAGACACAGCCUCCGUGGUAGAUUCGUUCGUAGGUUCGAAUGUGGCUACGGUGAUUGCUACAGAAGAGCCUUCUACAAACAGCCCACAUCAAUCUGAGUUGACUCUCAAGUUGGAACAAACUCCAGUAGCGAAGCAGGCUCACCCUUAUGCAGCGUCACAGACAUAUCACGUGCCCACUCAGCACCAUUCCCUCAGUGCACAGGCUGCCCCUGAAUCUCCUCCCGACACACCUACUUCUGGGCCUACCAUCCACGAUAUCCGAAAGUCGUGGUCUUCGGAGAAUGGGCAGCGUCAGGCGGUUCCUCCUUUGCCAGCAGUGGUCACAGAAGACGAUAUUAAUUCCGACACCAACGUUCAGACGUCUUUGAGUACAGCUAUGGGUGUUGACGACUAUGUGUCUGCUUCUGUUCAUCUCAACAGAAACCCCUCGGUGAUCACAGGUGCCCAUGUUUCCUCUGUAGCUGUUCCUCUUGAUGAUUCUCCUGCUGCUAACAAUGUGGAUCAGGAGAAACCUAGGUCGCGCGGUGCGAUUGAACCCAACUCAUACCGAGUGUCUGCUCCUCCUGCACCCCGAGAUUCCGGCACUGCUGUUCAAUUUCCGAGGCACGGACGCUCAGUAUCAACCUCGCAACUCAAUAAGGCCCUUCCGCCUCCUCCCAUUGAUGUGAAUGCCGCCAACUCCGGUUUCUCGGAGUCUACGUCAUCUCUGGGCUCGGUUACCACGCCGACCAGUGGCGGUUCUCCGACUAAACGGUCGUCUUUGUUUUUCCGCAAAAACGGACCGCCUUCGGAUGAGCAGCUAAGAGAGUUACGGGAGCAGGAAACUCUGUCUAAGGAGCACAUUGUCAGCUGGGUGGAUCGUCGUAGGCCAGAUGGCAAGCGGGUCUUUUCCGCCGGCCCGUAUGACGCCGUUUAA